Molecule: messenger RNA, 936 nt
Organism: Ilyonectria robusta
Lineage: Eukaryota; Fungi; Ascomycota; Sordariomycetes; Hypocreales; Nectriaceae
Exons: 2
Coding region: 14-298 (94 amino acids)
Source: RefSeq, a predicted model, not a curated record
AGAGACGGAUAGGAUGGGAUGUGCGUUGUUUGGCGCCCUGCUUUUUUUCCCGCCUGUUUCCCUUGGUUCCCUUGUUUCCCUUGUUUCCCUUGUUUCCCGUUUUCCUACCCAAACGCAACCCGUUGGAUGUUGUAUGUACGGGCUGCAAAAAAAGUGUAUAUUUGGGUACCUCUAUAUAAAAACUAAGGCUUUCAAGGUCCAUGCAGGGCAAGAGUUUCCCGUCCCCAAUCCUUACUUCACCUCCCUCUUCCGGCGCCGAGAACCCAAUCCAACCUUUCAUUUCUUCCCAUCGCGAUAACCAUAACCAUCAUACCUGCGUCGUUGACCACCUUUGUCAAGAGACGCAAGUACAUACUCUCAGACGGGGGCACGAGACAUACAUAUAUUCGCAUAACCCAGAGCAACUUGUCCUUCGCCAGCGAACCCCAGGGCCCUCGUAUUCUAGCUCUCAUCCACCACCACCACUGUGAGACUCAACCACACACACACACACAAAGACACGCAAUCAUACCACUUCUCUGUGCAAAGAUCCCGCACCCUCUUUCCUCGACUUCCAACACAAUCUCUCUUCAAGCAAGACACGACAACUUGUCAUACACGACAGCCAAAUCACCACACAAUGACUGCCGAAACCAAGUUCCCUUUGGUCGACACCUGCUGCCCGGCCUGCUGCCGUGCCUGUGACCUCAACUCUCACGACUACUGCCUGCCAUGUGCCACCAGCCCAUACUGCUCAAGUACCGUGGAGGAGGUCGACCAUAAGAAGCCAUCCAAUGGCCAGGAUAAAGGCAACGGUCCCAAGAAGGGCACCAAGAAGUGAGAUGCCGUGGAACGUGUAAGAGGGCUGUAGCAGUGUAGAGAGACGAACAAGCUCUGGGGGGUAUUCACAGCUCAUGCCAUGUCACGAAUAAGAGGCAAAUCAAAGGAUGGAUUAAA